Brassica oleracea var. oleracea is the source of this 1566-nucleotide messenger RNA. RefSeq lists its product as uncharacterized. The transcript is spliced from 5 exons. NCBI's taxonomy places the organism in Eukaryota, Viridiplantae, Streptophyta, Magnoliopsida, Brassicales, Brassicaceae. The coding region runs from base 172 to 1215 and encodes 347 amino acids. The record is from RefSeq and is a predicted model, not a curated record.
CUAACUUCAUCUUCUUCCUUCGCCUACAAAUACCUCUCGUCCCCUUUCCCUCCUGAAACUGGGUCCCUUUCCAUUUUCUUAAAAACUCAUUAUUGAAACUUAACGAAGCAGCAACCUCCGCUAUUAAAAAUUCACUUCUUCUAUACUCGUGAGCGAUUACUAAAGAGAGACAUGAAGCCUACUUGCUUAGUCGACGAAGCUGAGUUCCGGCUUCCGCCAGAGUUUCUCACCGACGAUGACUUUCUCCUGGAAAAGGAGAACAAGCUUUUUAAGGGUGAUGAGUCCAACUUGUUCCCUUACGAGCUGAGUCGUCAUGGAUCCGGGCAGAACUCCGGUUUAGAUAGAACCGUUAAGCCAAUCGGUGACGAAGAGUAUUACUUAACCGGAUUUACCCGGAAAACGGUUCAGCCAACUCUGGAUGAUGUGUGGGGUGCGACUCGUUCGACUCUGUGUGGGGCCGGGAUCGGUUAUGGUCGUCGUAAUCAGAACUGUCAGACGAGAGCUUCUUCUCACGCGGCGGCAUGGGAUAUGUACUGCGCCGCUGUGGAGGAGUUGGCGAUGGCGAAUAUCAGCGACGAAUCGUACGGCUACAACAGUGGCAGAGGAGUUCUCGAUCUUCCAAGAAAACAUCCACUCGCCGCAGUUAAAAUCCCCAAGGACGGAUCAGGCUACUACAGUCGCCAAUCUCUCCAAUACAAGAAGCUACAAGCUAUCCAAUUUCAGCAGCUAAAGCAGCAACAGCUGAUGCAGCAGCAGCAGCGCAGAGGAUUAAAGGCUAAUAACAACAAAACUGCUGGUCAUGUGAAUUUCUCGCCAUCUGCAUGGUCUAAUCAGCCACACAGGCGCGAUGGUUCGAGAAUGCAUGCUGUUUUCCUCGGAGACCGCACCGGGAAACCUAGAUCAACCGGGACUGGUGUCUUCUUGCCUCGUCGUGUUAACCAUACUUCCCAUGCAGACGCCGAAACUCGCGAGAAACCAACUCUUGCCACGGUCUUGGUUCCGGCUAGAGUGGCGGAGGUUCUUAACCUAGACGAAUCUCUGGUCCAACAGCCAGUGAUCCGGUCAUCGGCUAGUCUCUAUGGUAUUAUACCAAACCCCAAACAACCCAUAAAGCCAUCGUGGAGACCGAAGAGCAAUAAUGGUGGAUUCUCGAGCCAGAUGAAGAUGGGACAGGGAGUGAAUGAGCCUAUGUUACCAUCCGACUGGGCUUACUGACCGACUUGGGUUCACGUGAAACUUUUGGGUCUGUUUAGGAAAGGUUUGAAGAAAGUAAAAGGAGGAAUAAGAUUUAAGAUUUGAUGACAUAGGGUAGUGAAAUAGUAGCAAGAUUAGUGUUUAUUAUAGAUAGUUGAAGAUUUAACCGACGAAUAAUAAAAGGAAGGAAGAAAGAUGAAGAAGAUCUUGUGGACAGAGACGAGGUUUUGGAUCGUUUUAACCACCAUUCGAAUCUUAGUAGUAUAAUGUCUCCCUUUGGCUUUUUGUUGUUUGUUUUUCGGUUGUUCCUGAGAUAUUUAGUAUCCCACUUCCUCUCUCUAUCUCGUUUGUUCCCACAACUCUUAAGCAAUG